AUGCCACAUUAUGAAUUAGGUGAUUUGACAAACUAUAUAACUAAUGAUUUUUAUAGUAUUGAUUGGAGGACAAAGUUGAGUAAUAUAGCACAAAUAGUAAUUGGUCUUGUCAAUAUACAUAGUGUAAAUAUUUUACACAGAGAUUUUCAUAGUGGAAAUAUCUUUUUUCAUGAUGGGUAUUUUGUAUAUUUAGGUGAUUUUGGAUUAAGUAAAUCUGCAACUGAAAUUACAGAUGAUGAUAAUAACAAAGAGAAUUAUGGUAUCAUUCCUUAUAUGGAUCCAGAGACUUUUAAAGGAAAAAAGUAUACCAAAGAAUCAGACAUAUAUAGUUUAGGUAUGAUUAUGUGGGAAUUUAUGACAAGUAGAAGACCUUUUUGGAAUAGAAGUCAUGAUGCGGAACUUAUAAUAGAAAUAUGUAAUGGUUUAAGACCACCAAUUGUUACAAAUGCGCCCAAAGGGUAUAUUGAAUUAAUGAAAGAAUGCUGGCAUUCUGAUCCUAAUAAAAGACCAGUAGCUACUGAUAUUUAUGAUAGAAUUAAUAAAAUGCAUAAGCGUGAAUGGGGAACAGUAACUAAAAUUAUACAGUCGUCAGAUAUUGGGCCUGUAACAAAAAAUAAUUCAGGUGCUAUUUAUAGAAGUAGACCUUUGAGUGGUAUGAUUCAAUCUGCAAUGUUUACAAUGUCUACAAGAAAAGUAUCUAAUUAUCAUCAAAAAAACGAUAUAUCUUUUAAUAAUAAAAGAAAGUUUGACGACACUCAAAUCGAAAACAGUUUUAAUGAAGGUAAAUUUAUUAAAAAGGUUAAAUUAAUCGAAAAUGAAAAUAAUGAUUAUACUACGCAAGAAUUUGAAUUGGACAUAGAUAUAAAUUCUGAACAAUGCUUUGAUAAUGAAAGAUAUAUUACACAUGAACUUGAUUUUGAUAUAUGA
Rhizophagus irregularis DAOM 181602=DAOM 197198 is the source of this 927-nucleotide messenger RNA. The record is from RefSeq and is a predicted model, not a curated record. NCBI's taxonomy places the organism in Eukaryota, Fungi, Glomeromycota, Glomeromycetes, Glomerales, Glomeraceae.